Cottoperca gobio is the source of this 2634-nucleotide messenger RNA. RefSeq names its product perforin-1-like. Gene Ontology annotation, cellular component: membrane. Gene Ontology annotation, biological process: T cell mediated cytotoxicity; defense response to virus; immunological synapse formation. The transcript is spliced from 5 exons. Bases 76 to 1839 code for a protein of 587 amino acids. NCBI's taxonomy places the organism in Eukaryota, Metazoa, Chordata, Actinopteri, Perciformes, Bovichtidae. Gene Ontology annotation, molecular function: wide pore channel activity. The record is from RefSeq and is a predicted model, not a curated record.
UUCACACAUAUAGUGUGUACGUGUCGGACAAAGGAGAAACCAUCAGUUUGCAUCAUCACCAAACCAAACAGUACCAUGUUUCUGUUGAAUAUGUGCGUCUAUGCCGGCCUCCUGCUGUCCCUCCCUCAGUGUACGUAUCCAGCGUGCACAGAGGGGACACCCAGGCAGUGUGUGGAUGCAGAAUUUGCUCCGGGUACCAAUAUGGCCGGGGAAGGCUUUGAUAUCACCAAAAUGGAACGUAAGGGAGCCUUUGUGCUCGACAUGAAUCAGUGGAAGCACAAGGACAAAACAUGCAUCCUGUGCAGCAACCCCUACAUGGAGAACAAAAAGCAAAAGCUCCCCUUGUCAGUGGUGGACUGGAUACCAAAGCAGUCCUGCAGCAUGAAAGUGUCCAGUACGCUCCACCGAUCCAGUGAGUCUCUGGUCAGUUCCAGCUCCUCUUCUGUGGAGAACAACUGGAAGGUCAAUCUUGAUGUUAAUGUGGGUCUUAAAAGCGCCUCAUUGAUGCUCGCUGGCACUCAUUCUAAAUUGGCCGAAUACUCCAUGGAGAAAACUAAGAAUGACAAGUUCAGCUUCACAAGCCAAAGCAUGUCCUGUGAGUACUACAGCUACAGAGUGUCCAGCGCUCCCAAGUUGCACAGAGAAUUUAAAAAAGCAGUGAAACAGCUCCCUAAAAUCUACAGCCCUGAAUACAAGCAACAAUUUUACAAACUGAUUGACAACUUUGGCACCCAUUACAUCACCAAGGUGAAAAUGGGAGGAAGUGUUCAAUCUGUGACGAGCAUCAGGCAGUGCCAGGCUAGUCUGCAGGGCAUCAGCACGGAGGAUGUGCAGAUGUGCCUGGAUGUUGAGGCGUCCGCCAGCAUCAGAGUUACGAUAAAAACUGAAGCAAAACACUGCCAGAAGGACCUUGAGAAGAUGGACAGUAAAUCAUCCUUCAACAGCCUCUUCAACGACAGGUUCACAGAAAUAAAGGGGGGCCAUACGACGGAGCCAGACCUUCUCUUCUCUGCUGACAAAAAUCCAUCAGCCUACAAAGAUUGGCUGAACUCACUACCACAGAACCCAGACAUAGUCUCGUAUUCCCUGGACUCGCUUCAUGAGUUACUGCCUACUAACACCCCUGACCGGAAGAACCUGCGCUCAGCCAUUAGCCAUUACAUCCUGGAGAAAGCCCUGUUGAAGAACUGCAGUGACCGCUGUCAGGCCGGCAUCAAGAGCGACCCAAGGGAUACCUGCGUGUGCCAAUGCCACAAUGACCCCGCUGUAAACCAAGACUGCUGCCCGACCCGUAAGGGCAUGGCACGGGUCAUCAUCACUGUACGACGAGCUACUGGACUUUGGGGAGACCACAGCACAGACACGGACGGCUACGUCAAGGUGUUUUUUAGCAAGCAGAUAACCCAGCGUACCCCUGUCAUUUACAACAACAACUACCCACACUGGGCCACGGUCUUCGACCUGGGUACUCAGGAUUUGUCCUCAGGACAUAAAGUGAGAUUUGAAGUGUGGGAUCAGGACAACAACUGGGAUGACGACCUGUUGGGAGAAUGUGAGCAAGUUCUGUCUGCUGGAGUCAAGGAGGAUCUCUGUAACCUGCAACAUGGCCAGCUGUUCUACAAACUGGAGGUGAAAUGUGCUCCGAGUCUGAGUGGAGGUUUAUGCCAGGACUAUAAAGCUUCGCCUAUGAGUCAAAGUCUGAAGGGGCUGUAUGUGUCCCGUCAUGCACACCCUGUUCCAAAAGCCAUUCUGUUAAAGAUGGGUGUGUUUGUGAACGAGACGAGCGCACAGAGAAACCAGAGUGUCACUGCGGACACUCAAAGGUUUGAUGUGAUAUAACACAUGUUUGGCUUCACUGAUGCUUAAAUUCGAAGGAUUAGCAACAUUUCUUUUAUUGUAUUAAUACGGUUAAUCUAAGCAUCUUCCAUAACCGUCCUCACAAAUCUUUAGUGAUCAGUUAGGGAAGAAUUGACGAUGUGUUGACAAAGUGGCUACAACUCACUAUCAUAAAAAACUUUCCUUAUAUAUUUUGUGUUCAGUUUAAUCUACAUUAAGGUUAUCUUGUAGUAAAAAUAAAAAUAGAUUUGUGUUUGACAAAAGACUAUUGUUAUUAUAGCCGAGAUAGAAAAUAUACUUUCCUAUAUCUGCAUAUUUGCACCAGAUAGUCUCAUUAUACCGGAGACACCGGUCUGCUCUUUAGCAGGUCAGCAAAGCAUAUCCCGCUGGUCAUCUUAAUGCUCCUGCAGUUGUUAAAAGUUUAGUUUGAUUCAAUACCACUUUUACUACCUUAUUUCUGUUUAUCAGUGCAUUUUUAUAAAGCAUUUUAUUGUUUCUAUAUGAGCAUUUCUACCGUGUACUAGAGUUUUAUUUACAUUUCAAUCACAUUAUCGCCUCGUUGAUGUUUGACAUAAGAGAAGUGAAUAGAUCAAUAAAGCUGUUGGUUUAGAUCACACAUGCAGAGUCUGCUACACAUGUGAUGCCAUCAUAUCAAUGUUUUCUAUAUUUUAUUAUCAGUUCAAUUCUCUCCUACCAUUGAUUGUUUUUUGUUAUCUGUAAUUGAAUGCCAUUUUUUUCUGUUCAUUUCAAACAUGUUCAAUUCUUUACCUUUCAAUAAACUUAUAUAAAUGACUUUUA